CGCAUCAUGGUUCAACGUGGGUCAAUUUUUUGUGAAUGAGGAGGGGAGGUGGUGGGGCCGCCACCGGGAGCCGGGUCCCUGCCGCCGCCCGCCGCUCGCUGCCCGCCGCCCCCGGGUGCCCAGGUGACCCUCAGGCCGCGGCGCCCGCGAGCACAGGUGACCGUGGAGGCGCCGCCGACGAGAUGCGGCGCGGGGGGCCCGGCCGCCGCCCGCCCGCCCAGGUCCUGCCCUGAAGCCCCCGGUCCUCGGGGACCCAGACCCGCAGCACACCCGCCCGGCCCCCCCCACACCCCCCCUGACCUGUGGGGACCCCCGUUCCCGCGGAGCCCCUCGCGGAGGCCAGGAGCGGCGCCAUGAGCUCCCCAAGCCACCCAGAUGGACUCUCUGGCCGUGACCAGCCCGUGGAGCUGCUGAGUCCCGCCCGAGUGAGCCACAUGCCCAGCUCAGUGGACGUGGCGGCGGCGCUGCCCCUGCAGGUGGCCCCGGCGGUGCCCAUGGACCUGCGUCUGGAGCACUUCCCGCCGGGGGAGCCGGGGCUGCGGGAGCAGCAGCUGCAGCAGGAGCUCCUGGCCCUGAAGCAGAAGCAGCAGCUGCAGCGGCAGAUCCUCAUCGCCGAGUUCCAGCGGCAGCACGAGCAGCUGUCCCGGCAGCACGAGGCCCAGCUGCACGAGCACAUCAAGCAGCAGCAGGAGCUCCUGGCUGUCCAGCACCAGCAGGAGCUGCUGGAGCAUCAGCGCAAACUGGAGCUACAUCGGCAGGAGCAGAAGCUACAGCAGCUCAAGAACAAGGAGAAGGGCAAGGAGAGUGCCGUGGCCAGCACAGAGGUGAAGAUGAAGUUGCAGGAGUUUGUGCUCAACAAGAAGAAGGCUCUGGCCCAUCGCAACCUCAACCACUGCGUGUCCAGCGACCCUCGCUACUGGUACGGGAAGACACAGCACAGCUCCCUGGAUCAGGGCUCCCCCCCGCAGAGCGCCAUGUCUGCCUACAGCCACCCCGUGCUGGGCCUGUACGAUGCCAAGGAUGACUUCCCCCUGCGCAAGACCGCAUCUGAGCCCAACCUGAAGCUGCGCUCGCGGCUAAAACAGAAGGUGACCGAGAGGCGGAGCAGCCCUUUGCUGCGCAGGAAAGACGGGCCCGGGGUCAUUGCCCUCAAGAAGCGGCCACUGGAUGUCACAGACUCAGCCUGCAGCAGCGCCCCCGGCUCCGGGCCCAGCUCCCCCAACAACAGCUCUGGGAAUGUGAGCUCCGAGAAUGGCGUGGUCCCCACCGGGCCCGGUCUCCCAGCCGAGACCAGCCUGGCGCACAGGAUGGUGGUGCGGGACGGCACAGCGGCCCCCCUGCCCCUCUACACCUCACCCUCCCUGCCCAACAUUACGCUGGGCCUUCCGGCCACAGGCUCAUCCGCUGGGGCCGCGGGCCAGCAGGAGGCCGACCGCCUGGCGCUCCCCAGCCUGCAGCAGCGCAUCCCCCUGUUCCCCACCGCCCACCUGCCCCCCUACCUGGGCACCGCACCCCUGGAGCGCGACGGCCCCCACGCGUCCCUGCUGCCGCACAUGGUCCUGCUGGAGCCGCCGCCCGCCCAGGCGUCCCUCGUCACAGGCCUGGGCCCGCUGCCCCUGCACGCGCAGCCCCUGGUGGGUGCCGAGCGCCUGGCGCCCCCCGUGCACAAACUGCGGCAGCACCGGCCCCUGGGCCGCACGCAGUCGGCGCCCCUGCCCCAGAGCGCGCAGGCCCUGCAGCAGCUGGUGGUCCAGCAGCAGCACCAGCAGUUCCUGGAGAAGCACAAGCAGCACUUCCAGCAGCAGCUACAUCUCAACAAGAUGAUGCCCAAGCCCUGCGAGCCGGCCCGGCAGCCCGACAGCCACCCUGAGGAGACGGAGGAGGAGCUGCGGGAGCACCAGGCGCUGCUGGAGGGGGGCCCCCGGGAGCAGCAGGAGGCGCCGGGUGGCCUGCGGGUGAAGCAGGAGCCACAGGACAGCGGCGCGGACGAGCCUGACGGCCCUCGGGAGACCGAGCCCGGCCAGCAGCAGGACAGCGAACAGGAGCUGCUCUUCAGACAGCAAGCCUUCCUGCUGGAGCAGCAGCGCAUCCACCAGCUGCGGAACUACCAGGCCUCCUUGGAGGCGGCCGGCCUCUCCGUGUCCUUCGCCCACCGGCCGCUGUCCCGAGCACAGUCCUCUCCCGCCUCCGCCACCUUCCCUAUGUCGGUGCAGGAGCCUCCGGGCAAGCCGCGCUUCACCACAGGCCUGGUUUACGACUCGCUGAUGCUCAAGCACCAGUGCGGCUGCGGCAACAGCAAUAGCCACCCCGAGCACGCGGGCCGCAUCCAGAGCAUCUGGUCCCGCCUGCAGGAGACGGGGCUGCGCGGCAAGUGUGAGUGUGUCCGCGGCCGCAAGGCCACCCUGGAGGAGCUGCAGACGGUGCACUCGGAGGCCCACGCCCUGCUGUACGGCACCAACCCCCUCAACCGGCAGAAACUGGACAGUAAGAAGCUGCUAGGCUCGCUGACCUCGGUGUUUGUCCGGCUGCCCUGCGGUGGCAUUGGGGUGGACUCGGACACCAUCUGGAAUGAGGCGCACUCCUCGGGCGCCGCCCGACUGGCCGUGGGCUGCGUGGUGGAGCUGGUCUUCAAGGUGGCCACCGGGGAGCUGAAGAACGGCUUUGCCGUGGUCCGUCCCCCCGGGCACCACGCGGAGGAGAACACGCCCAUGGGCUUCUGCUACUUCAACUCGGUGGCCAUCGCGGCCAAGCUCCUGCAGCAGCGGUUGAAUGUGAGCAGGACGCUGAUCGUGGACUGGGACGUGCACCAUGGGAAUGGCACCCAGCAGGCGUUCUACAGCGACCCCAGCGUCCUCUACCUGUCCCUCCAUCGCUAUGACGACGGCAACUUCUUCCCGGGCAGCGGGGCACCUGAUGAGGUGGGCUCGGGGCCAGGCGUGGGCUUCAAUGUGAACAUGGCCUUCACCGGGGGCCUGGACCCCCCCAUGGGAGACGCCGAGUACCUGGCUGCCUUCAGGACAGUGGUCAUGCCCAUCGCCAGCGAGUUCUCUCCGGACGUGGUGCUGGUGUCCUCGGGCUUCGACGCGGUGGAGGGCCACCCCACACCGCUGGGCGGCUACAACCUCUCAGCCAAGUGCUUCGGGUACCUGACCAAGCAGCUGAUGGGCCUGGCGGGGGGGCGGCUCAUCCUGGCGCUGGAGGGCGGCCAUGACCUCACAGCCAUCUGCGACGCCUCGGAGGCCUGUGUUUCCGCUCUACUGGGGAAUGAGCCCGACCCGCUCCCCGAAAAGGUGCUCCAGCAACGCCCCAACCCCAAUGCCGUUCGCUCCAUGGAGAAGGUCAUAGAGGUCCACAGCCAGUACUGGCCCUCCCUGCGGCGCCUGGCAUCCACGGUGGGCUCCUCGCUGGUGGAGGCGCAGGCGUGUGAGCAGGAGGAAGCGGAGACGGUCACGGCCAUGGCCUCCCUGUCUGUGGGCGUCACGCCCACGCAGAAGAGGGCGGACGAGGAGCCCAUGGAGGAGGAGCCCCCGCUGUAGGCCCAGUGUCUCCAUCUUCCCGUCUGUUUGUCCGUCUUGAAGCUCAGCCAGGAAGACGCCCGUUUCUCGGCGCCGCCCUCCUGAAGGCUCGGGCGUCUGGCCGGCAGUCAGCUCCCAGACCCGCAGGCCAAAGUGCCGGGGGUCCCAGGGGUCCCAUCCCAGGGAUGAGGAAGGGAGCCACCGCCGCCCGGCCACUGUCCCCAUGUGGCCGGCCGAGGACGAGGACACGGGUGCCACCACCGGGCGGGCGGCGGGCGCAUGAACUGGUGCUCAGCCCGCGGUCCCCGCCUGUCUCUCCGCGGAGCCACUCAGCACGCCUGAGCCGCCUCGCAGGGGAGGCCGUUUCUGGGGGGAGGCCCGGGCCAUGGCAGGCGGGGGCAGAGUGGACUUCGCCGCCCAGGCUGCGGGGACAGAGAGUUUGUGCCUUUCUCUUAUUGCUCUGUGGGUGUCUGCCGGCUUCUGCAGCCCGAGGGACGAUGCCUUAAGACAUAGUUAGCAGGAAGGGGCAGGGGCAGUGGGCGCGGCCGGGGGCGGAGAUGUCCCCCUCCCCGAGGGCAGGUGCUGGGGGCGGGCAGCCCCGUGAGGCCCCGGCAGCCAGGGGGUCCCCGCGCCUGUCCCCCACCGACCCCGAGGCUGCAGCAUGUCCCAGACCCUCGGCAUCACGGCCGGAAGCUUUUUUAUGAAAAGCAGGUAGCAUGAAGUAUUGCUUAAAUUUUAGGUAUAAAUGAAUAUAUAUAUAUAUAUAUAUAUAUAUAUGUAUAAUAUAUAUUCCCAUGUAUUCCAGGCUAAGAAGCUUGAUUCUUACGAAAUCUUGAUAAAGAUAUUUAUAAUGCAUUUAUAGAAAAAAGUAUAUAUAUAUAUACGUAUAUAUAUAUAUAUAUAUAUGAUGUUAAUAAUUCACUCUGGCUGUGUGAGGUUCUUGGCAACGACUGACUUCUGGAACCAGCCCGACGGUGCUCCUGGGGGGUGCUCUUGGCAGACCCGCCCCCCCAGGGCCGGGCCCCGGCCCCACUUUGAUUCUCAUGAUUUUUCUAAAGCCCCUGCGCAUAUGUACCGAGCCCCCCACUUUGAUUCUCAUGACUCUUCUAAAGCCCCUGCGCAUAUGUACCGAGUGAGUUUUAUAACAGAGUCUAUACAUUUGCUGCUGGCUUCCCUUUCUUUGCUUUUUCUGUUUUGCUUUUUUGUACAGCUUUUUCACGGGGUGGAGGGCACGUCCUCGCCGGCAAAGCCUUUCUUUCCUGGCCAUUGGGCCGCGUCUGGCCGGCCGCCGUGUCGCCCCCUCCGUGGGCCCCUGGGCCCCUGUCCAGCCACCUGGGUAGGCAGCCCCUCUGGCGCCCAGGCCAUGCGUCUCUUUUCCUUUUUAUUUUUUUUACCGCCAUCACCUACGCUGCUGUUUCUCGGUACGGGGCUGCCGCCUCUGCCUUCAUUUCUGGGGAGCACAUGCCCCCCCCCCAGGUCCUUGGGGCGUCCGGCCUCAGGGGCACCUCUGGGACAGGUGGGGGCCAGGGGCCGGUGGCCGCCUCUCAGCACAGAAGCAAAAGUCCAGUUUCCCAAAGACCUUGCAGGGCCGGGGCUACUCCGGUCUGUCCCCACGGCCCCCCGCCGGGGGCCUUGCAUGGCCGGGAGGCGCCCACUGUACUCUGGAACCAGUGGCUGGGGGACCAGCAGUUGCCUGCCCUGGUCGGCCACCCUGCGGGGACAGGCCAGCACAGGUCUGGGCGUUUUUUUGUUUUUUCCUCUUUUGGGCCGGCACCGGCCGUUGCUUUUAUGUGACAUUUUCUGCCCCAUCAUAUGUGACGGGGCUCGGGCCUGUGGGCAUGACAGGAGCUGCUCCCCAGGCCUCCAACCUGCAGCAACCUGUGCAGGGAAGUUUCUAGGCCAGACGCAGAGGCCUUUGAGCAAGUUGCUGCACACCCUGGAGCCAGCCUGCUGGGGGGACAGCCAGGAGGGGCCUGCUGGACGCCCCCGCCUCCCCCUCCACCCUGAGUCCUGGGGGCACCACCGCCAUCCACCCUCCCUCUGGCUCUGGGGGCCAUCACAAUUCUUUCAAGUGAUGAGAUGCCCCGGCUUUGGGGGCCCACCCAACCCCUGACCUCUAGCACAGACCCCACCCAGGCCCAGGGGGUCCCCCACGACCCCAUCUCCUCGCCCCCCUUUGAAGAGCCCCAUCCAGGGCAGGCGACCGACCAGGCGUCUGUCCCCAGAGCACGGCCCCUCCCGGGGUCUUUAGCCUUUUUCUUCUUUGCAAAAAUGGGGGGCAGUGGCCGAAGGCAGGCGCUGUCCUCGGAAUGGCCACAGGCCCCCCCCAACAGGCGGGUCCAGGCAGCCCCAGCGGCCAGGGGCCACUUGGUCGAAGUGUUUCCGUUGUUCCUGGCUGUGGUGGGGGCGGGGGGAUCGAGGGGCCCGGCGCCGCCCACUCCAACACGCUCAUUCCAUUCUUUUUUGUAGACUUGGGGCAUCGUGCCCCACGGCGUCACUGCGUGUAUACAUACAGAUAUAUAUGUAUGUAUAUAUAUAUAUAUAUAUGUGUGUGUGUAUAUAUAUAUAUACAUAUGGUCUAUUUUUGUAAGUUUGCUACCUGGAGGUUGCAUGUAGAGAGGGCAUGUCUUUAUACUGUACACAGACUGCACGCCGGGCCCGGCAGCUUCGGAGAAGAGAAAGAAAGAAACAAUUGCCUUUUUUUCUUGUUGUUAUCCCCUCUCUUGUGUGACUUUUCCAAAUACGAGAAGAUGGGGCUCUCUCUCUGUUUUCUUUUUUUUUUUCUUCUUGUCGCACAAAACCUCAGGUGUGGAGGAAAGCGUUCUGUCUUCUGGGCUUGCUCUGAGGAAACUGUGCUUUUAUUGUUAAGAGGGGAAUAAAGGACUCCUCACGCACCGUCACGCUGGGGGUGGCGCACAGUGUCCGGCCUCCCCGGGAGGCAGCUCGGUCCUUUCCUUCUCUCUCUCCGGACCAGUGCCCUGCCCUGGCUUACCCCCCCCCCCCAGCACAUGGCCGGUGGCCUGUUGACUUUCUGAUUGUUUUGAGUGGCCGGACGGCUGCCUCUCCAACCUGCCGUCUGACCGAGAGCACUGUGGUUUAAAAUUUCUACUUUGCAUCCAGCAAGAAACCGUUUCUUCCUUGUUGAGGCGGCAGGGCCUGGCCCCAGCCCCACUCGCUCUGUCUCUGACCCGAUUAAAGUCUCCUGUCAAAC
Molecule: messenger RNA, 6726 nt
Organism: Erinaceus europaeus (western European hedgehog)
Lineage: Eukaryota; Metazoa; Chordata; Mammalia; Eulipotyphla; Erinaceidae
Gene: HDAC4
Product: histone deacetylase 4
Exons: 27
Coding region: 354-3536 (1060 amino acids)
Biological process (GO): chromatin organization; negative regulation of transcription by RNA polymerase II
Cellular component (GO): histone deacetylase complex
Molecular function (GO): histone deacetylase activity
Source: RefSeq, a predicted model, not a curated record